AUGCAGGACGCCGACGGGGGCAGCCCUUCGGCCGAGGCCCGGGGCAAACGGAAGGCCGUCGGGGCUCCGGAGCCGCCGCCGCACAGGGGCAAGAAGAAGCGCUACAGCCGGCACGCCAAGCCGCCCUACAGCUACCUGGCCAUGAUCGCCCUGGUCAUCCAGACCUCCCCCAGGAAGAGGCUUAAGCUCGCCCAGAUCACCAGGGAAAUCAGGACUUUCUUCCCGUUCUUCAAGGACUCCUACCAGGGCUGGAAGGAUUCCAUCCGCCACAACCUCUCGGCCAAUGACUGCUUUACCAUGGUGCUGAAGGACCCCACCAAGCCCAAGGGGAAGGGCAAUUACUGGGCCGUAGACGUGGAGCGCAUCCCCCCCGAGGCUCUCAAGCUGCAGAACACGGCAGUCUCUCGCCAAGGGGAGGUCGCCUUUGUCCCAGACCUCAGCCCCUUCGUGUUGCACGGCCUCCCCUACUUGUCUCCUGGCAGUGCUCCUCCCCCCCGGUCGCCCUCCACGCCUCAAGCCCUCCCUGGCACAGAGGAGCCCCCCAAGCUGCACAAGGAGACUGCCUUCACCAUCAAGUCCCUGCUGAAGCCGCAGAGCGAAGAUCCUGGGGCCGGGCCUGAACAUCCUUCCAUCAGCUGCCUCCGUCCCCUUGGUGAGGGCAGCCAGCGGGGCCCUUGCCCGCCCCCCAGCCCUCCUCAGCUCACCCCCACCUGCUGCAAAGACUGUUUCCAGCCACCCCCUCGGUAUAGCCAUGGCACUUCUCCCCCAGCAGGGGCCCUCCUGCCCCUGCCCACCCUCGUGACCCUCCCGGCUUCCCUUCACCUGCCAUGCUGCACUUUGGGCCCUGCUCCCUGCACGGGUUCUGCCUACUGGAACCUGGUAGCUGCCCCCUGCCCCCACCACCCGCACCUGGGGCACGCUGCCGGCCCAGGACAAAUGCCACAAGCUGGCGGGGCACCGGAUGCUCCCUGGCUCACCCCUCUGCCUUGGUUUAUUCCCUUUCAGGCCCUUCCCCACCAGCACUGCCCUUUCUGA
Candoia aspera is the source of this 1035-nucleotide messenger RNA. RefSeq names its product forkhead box H1 (gene FOXH1). The record is from RefSeq and is a predicted model, not a curated record. NCBI's taxonomy places the organism in Eukaryota, Metazoa, Chordata, Lepidosauria, Squamata, Candoiidae. Bases 1 to 1035 code for a protein of 344 amino acids. Gene Ontology annotation, biological process: positive regulation of transcription by RNA polymerase II; transforming growth factor beta receptor signaling pathway. Gene Ontology annotation, cellular component: activin responsive factor complex. Gene Ontology annotation, molecular function: DNA-binding transcription activator activity, RNA polymerase II-specific; transcription cis-regulatory region binding. The transcript has 3 exons.